GAGAGAGAGAGAGAGAGAGAGAGAGGUCUCUCACUUAACAAACAAAUCAGCAGCAGAUCAGCGAGCAUACACAAAUACACGCAGGCUCUGUCCUUCCACCUGCCGCGGGAGACACUUUGAUGGUCGCAGUAGGUUAAAUUAACCGGAUUACCGAGACGGACGCGAACUCCGCUCCGCUUCAUUUUAACGCGGACUUGCGACAAUAUCUAUGCAUUAUUUAGACUGAAAUAAGCCAAAAAUGACGGAGCUGAGGCGGCGAGGAGGAGGAGGAGAUCCUGACAGCACUGAAAACAUCAGUGACAAGGAGGCAGAUGGAGAUGACAGGCUUGCUUUUCCCGGUGAAGGGGAAGGAGAAAUGGAGGGCGACUCCAAAGCGGACACACCAGACGUGCCACCUUCCACUGAUAACACUCCACAGUGUCUCAACAAAGCCCUGGAGGGCUUGUCAUCUAGGUGGAAAAACUGGUGGAUAAGAGGCAUAUUGUCAUUGACAAUGAUCAUUGGCUUCUUCCUCAUCAUCUAUUUGGGACCCAUUAUGCUUAUAUUAGUGGUUAUGGGUGUUCAAAUCAAGUGUUUUCAUGAAAUUAUAACCAUUGGCUACAGAGUUUACCAUUCCUAUGAUCUGCCGUGGUUUAGGACUCUUAGCUGGUACUUCUUGAUUUGUGUGAACUACUUCUUUUAUGGAGAGACAGUGGCUGAUUAUUUCGGCGCACUCGUCCAAAGGGAGGAACCUCUGCAGUUUCUUGUGCGUUAUCAUCGGUUUAUUUCUUUUGCACUGUAUUUGGCAGGUUUCUGCAUGUUUGUACUGAGUUUAGUGAAGAAACAUUACCGCCUGCAGUUUUAUAUGUUUGCUUGGACCCAUGUGACCUUGUUGAUUGUGGUGACUCAGUCACAUCUGGUUAUUCAGAACCUGUUUGAAGGAAUGAUCUGGUUUAUUGUUCCCAUCUCUAUUGUAAUCUGUAAUGACAUCAUGGCCUACCUGUUUGGCUUCUUUUUUGGAAGAACUCCACUGAUUAAGCUCUCCCCAAAAAAAACCUGGGAAGGAUUCAUUGGGGGAUUCUUUGCAACAGUGGUCUUCAGUUUCUUUUUUGCGUACCUGCUAUCCCAGUACCAGUACUUUGUUUGUCCAGUGGAAUACAACAGUGAGACGAACCGUUUUGCGGUGGAGUGUGAGCCCUCAAAUCUCUUCAUGAUACAGGAAUACACACUUCCUGCAGUGGUGCAGAAUGCAGUUAGAUGGAAAACGGUGAACCUUUACCCAUUUCAGAUCCACAGUAUUGCGCUCUCUACGUUCGCCUCUCUGAUCGGACCAUUUGGUGGAUUCUUUGCCAGUGGCUUCAAACGAGCUUUCAAGAUCAAAGACUUCGCGGACACCAUUCCUGGUCAUGGUGGUAUAAUGGAUCGUUUUGACUGUCAGUAUCUGAUGGCAACGUUCGUUCAUGUUUACAUAACAAGUUUUAUCAGGGGGCCGAACCCCAGUAAGGUUUUACAGCAGUUGCUUGUUCUGCAACCAGAGCAGCAACUCAGCAUCUUCAAUACGCUGCGCAACCACUUAGGAGAAAAGGGCAUGCUGCCCCCUGCUGUGGAAGAAGCCCAAUGACAGACGUCCCCACAAAGCCAGAUCAUGUCCUGUUGAACUCUCUAAGCAUUCACCCAUGACUGUGAUGGCACGAG
Messenger RNA from Sinocyclocheilus grahami, 1674 nucleotides. RefSeq names its product CDP-diacylglycerol synthase (phosphatidate cytidylyltransferase) 1 (gene cds1). The record is from RefSeq and is a predicted model, not a curated record. Gene Ontology annotation, cellular component: endoplasmic reticulum membrane. The transcript has 13 exons. The coding region runs from base 239 to 1600 and encodes 453 amino acids. Lineage: Eukaryota; Metazoa; Chordata; Actinopteri; Cypriniformes; Cyprinidae. Gene Ontology annotation, molecular function: phosphatidate cytidylyltransferase activity.